GGACCUCAGGUCCUGCUCUUUCAUGAAGGCAGGACCUAGACUUUUGGAGCCCUAUGUUUCGGUAUAAUUUGUUGAUUUUCUGCGCCGUGGUCAAAGCUCACAAAGAAUUUUCACUCAGGCCAUAGUCAGGCUCAACUAUUUUGAUAUCUCAGAAUUAUCUCAUCUCACGUUAACUCAUAGCUUAGCUUCAGCGUUAACUGAAUGAAAACGAGGCCAAUGCUAAAUAUGAGGCCGAGCAUGCGCAUUCAUAAACGCAGUCCUAUUUUUGCACCUUCCGUUCUUCUGGGAAAGGGAAAGUUUUUAGGGACUUUUUGGAGGCAUAAGGAAAGUUACAAUGACUCGUUCACGGAAAUUCCCGAUCUUUUGUCAUAGAUAAGGUUGUUUCAACAGAGCACUGGUUUAUAAACGCAAAGACACGAAGCUUGAGGUAGCAACAAUUAACGUUACUAACCUAUAAAUUAAUAAUUAUCAAGAGAACUUCAGCACAAGCAUAUACCAGCAAUCUGUGAGACUGUUUUAUGAACUGGCUGAAAAAUUUAAAACAAGGAAAUUCGGUCAGCUUUAGUGGUUCAAAGGGAUAAAUUUAUUUGUUCUCACGGACGUUUGCACGAAAAGAUUCUACCAAUGCGUCUAAUUGGGAAAUUCAGUCGAAAGAAAAUGGCAGUACCAAGGAAUAUAUUAGGACAAUCUAUAACACCGCCGACGAAAGAAGGACCCUUAUUCAAGUAUAGAAACUUUUGGUCUGGCUGGGCCCAGAGGUAUUUCAAGCUGGACAAGUGCUAUGUUCACUAUUUUGAAACAAAACAUGCACCAGAACCCAUAGAUUCUGUUCCAAGAGGAUCAAUAAUAUCUGUAAAACCGUCAGAUGCUUUUUCUGAUAAAAAGUUUGUGUUUGAAAUUCAACAAAAAUCUGGCACAGUUUGGUUUGUCCAAGCAUCAACAAUGGAAGAGAUGAUACAAUGGAUAAAAGUCCUAUCACCUGUUCCAAUCCUUUUAAACCCAGAUUUGUAUCCAACAACUACAUGUCCAGAGGUUACAUAUCCAGAGCCUACAAUUUGUGCUCCUUCAGCUGUUACAAAUUCUUCAGGAGCUACAGACACCAAUGUGUUAUACCCAAACAUACCACAAAAUUUGUAUUAUGAAUUCCAUGCUAAUCCAAGUAACCAACAAAGUCGGCAUAGUGAGCCCCCUCCUCCUUACUCAGAAAUCGUCCACCAAAAUGGGAAGUAGAUUGAAGAAACUUAUAUUUGACUAUUAGUUUAAAACUGUAUUUGUUUCAAAGAAUGUAGAAUUUUUCUAUACAAAUUUUGACACAUUCAAGAACAUGUUAAAUGAUGGAUAUUAAUGUUAUUUUCUAUGAAUAACAUCUGUAACAGAUGUCAUAUUAUUGGCCAGUAAUAAUGUAUAAAUUUAAAUAUGAAUUUCACAUAUUAUAUCUUGUACAUAGUAUAUAUGCAUAUGCAUGCAUUUUGUAGCUUUGUUAAGUAACAUUUUGACUUUUUGAUGCAUUCCAUUUGUAUUAGUAAAAGGAAAAAGCUUUUAUUACCCCAAUCUUUACUUGCUGAAUGCCCCUCCCCCCGACUGUUAAUUAUAAUAGUGUUUUUUGGCAAUUAUGAGCUCCAUCAGAGCAGUUGAUGUAAUAGCAACUGGUUAUUUGUUGUGUAUAACACAAAUGUCUUGUUUUCAACAUUUCAAUACAAAUUCUUAGAUGUAUAGUAUUUACAAAUGAUUAAGAGAUAUUGAGAAUUUCAUAGGAAGGAUCAAUAUAUGCUCAAAAUAAUAUUUAUAUGUAUUCUUCUACCAACCAAAUUUUCACAGGGUAUUUGUCCUUCACUUUUCAUGACUGUUGUGCUGAAGUUUGCUAUUUGCAGCUAUUUUAAAAGUUUUUUGCUGCGUCUGACAUUGUUUCAGUCAGGUCUUCUUACUUAUCAGUUUUAGUUGUUAAACAUUUACAUGAUUUUUAGAAAGUUCACAGUUUUUAUUGAAUACCUUGUAGUUUUAUUUCGAAAGUUUCAUAUUGGCAGAAAUUUUUCAUUAUGCAAUUGAA
Messenger RNA from Rhopilema esculentum, 2047 nucleotides. RefSeq lists its product as uncharacterized. NCBI's taxonomy places the organism in Eukaryota, Metazoa, Cnidaria, Scyphozoa, Rhizostomeae, Rhizostomatidae. The record is from RefSeq and is a predicted model, not a curated record.